AUGUGGCGCUUCAACUUGCUUUUUAUACUGCUGAAGGUGCAGUGUCUGAUCCUCGAUGUCGUUGGGCUGCUGAAGUUGAGGUUCGACAGAGCUCAUCAGCGCUAUCGCCUGAGACGCGGCUGCUGCUCCUCUUUUCUCAUGCCCUUUCCGUGCUUACUGCUGAUUCUCCUCAACAUUAUACAGUUCCUCUUGCGCUGCAAGACGGAACACAUGAAUGCGACCUACAACGAAGUCGCGCCCGGUACACGGCCGGACCUGGACGUGGUGGAUUUCUUCAUGCUCCUCGCACGAAAUAUCAUCUAUGUGUGGAUGCUGAUUAUGUGCUUGACCGGCAGGCUGCAGCUCUGGUAUAUGGUAGAUCAAGCCCAAUUGGUCUACAGGCAUCUGGAGUCUGUGCUGCGCGAGCGUCUCCAGCUCAAGUGCUCCUGGCUGCUUCUAUUUCUGGGCAUUUUCCAGCUCCUGCUGCUGCUCUGGCUGAGCUUCAGCCUGCUUUUCCUCAACUUCCCACUGACAAUGGGCGAAAAUCUCAUCCACUAUGGAAUGGGCGCCAUGGAUCUGCUGCUGGUGCUCCUGCUGACCGUAAACAUCUAUCAGCUGCUGCUGCACACGGCGGUGCUGCAGUCGCUGAAUCAGCUGCUCCGGCAGCUGCAGCUGCAGCAGCCCAAUGAGCUCAACCUGCUGCGGCAAGUGCUCCAGGUGUGUCCUCUGCUCAAGCGCAUACAGCACUUGGCCGCCUUCUACUUUCGAUUAGCUUUCUGUUGGCUCUUCUGCCAGCUUUGCCUCAAGUGCGGUGCUUAUGUGAGUGAGUUCAGCUACGAGGAGGACGUGAUUCUGUCACGCCACAAGUCCAUCGACCAUCUGGAGGAGGAAGCGGAGUGGCUGGGUCAAGAAAGCCCACCACAAACGCGGGAUCACGCACUGAUCUUCGCAGCAUUCGAGCUCGCUGGGACACUCACCAUGAUGCUGCCGCUGCUCUUCACUGCGAAGCUGCAGCAGCGAGAGCAGAAGAAGCUUAUGAACAACAUCUGGAAGAUUGAGCUGCCCAGCAGCAAGCAGCAGGUGGCUCCGAGGUCAUUCAGUGAGCGCAGGGACUGCAAGGACAUCAUCGGUUUCCUACUCAGCACACGCCUGCCUUUCGUCGAUUAUCGCCCGCAUUCCGUCAGCAUUCUGGCCUGGAAGCCAAGGCCCAACGCCGCUGUGAUUACAUUCGCUGGCAUCGCAAGCGGCUGCAAAAUGCUGCUGCAGGUGGUGCUCUGCACCACCGUCGUCGACUAUCUGCAGCAAGUGGAGCUGGAUCGCCUGCAGAGCCGCAGCUAG
Drosophila navojoa is the source of this 1317-nucleotide messenger RNA. RefSeq lists its product as uncharacterized. NCBI's taxonomy places the organism in Eukaryota, Metazoa, Arthropoda, Insecta, Diptera, Drosophilidae. The record is from RefSeq and is a predicted model, not a curated record.